AAUUUUCUAACCUCAACCUCAACUGCGCGAUCUUCAAAUUUCCCUUUCUGCGAUUCAGCGAUCUAAUAAUUUGGUGAUUUCUUUUGUGACUCUUUAAGAUUCAAAGCAUCUUGCACUAUGUGAUCAAUUCCCUACUUUCUUCCCUAACAUUUCAAGUGAAUUUCCCUAGAAUUGUAAGUGCGUUUUAGCAUUCAGUGACAGAUUCGACCUCUUUGGAAAAGUGCGAUUUUGGUGGAAGUCCAACCAUUUUCACAAUGGUUUUGAUCAAAGAAUACAGAACAUGCAUGCCCCUAACUGUGGAAGAGUAUCAAAUAGGUCAGCUGUAUAUGAUUGCUAGGCAUAGCAAUGAACAAACUGAAUCCGGUGAAGGUGUAGAAACUGUUGUCAAUGUUGCCUGUGAAGAUUCAACUCAUGGCAAAGGUCAAUAUACCGAAAAACGUAUCCACUUAUCUAGUCAGUUACCGUACUGGGUCCAGUCACUAAUACCGAAAGUAUUUUACGUCACAGAAAAGGCCUGGAACUAUUACCCUUUUACUAUAACAGAAUACACAUGUUCCUUCUUGCCGAAAUUUACCGUAUCUAUAAGGACAAAAUUCGAAGAUAAUAACGGCUCUAACGAUAAUUGUUUGAAUCUGUCAGAAACAGAAUUGGCGCUUAGAGAAGUUGAUGUCAUAGAUAUUGCCUAUGAUGAAAUCAAUCCUAAACAUUAUAAAGAAGAGGAGGAUCUGCGUUUUUUUCAAUCCAAGAAAACUGGUCGAGGACCUCUUGCGGAAGGCUGGAGAGACACAAUCACACCUAUAAUGUGUUCAUAUAAAGUUGUAGAAGCAUCUUUUGAAGUUUGGGGACUCCAGACAAAAGUAGAAGACAUAAUUCAAAAGUCAAUAAGAAACAUUCUACUGUUAGGCCACAGGCAAGCGUUUGCCUGGAUUGAUGAGUGGUACGGUAUGUCUCUAACAGACGUAAGGUUAUAUGAAAGCGAAAUGCAGAGGCAAACCAACUCAAAAAUCGUGAUUGAUGAUGAACUCCUGACUCCGUCCUCACCACCGAAAUUCCCGAUGUCACCCUCGAGAGGUUGGUUCUCAUGGUCCUAAUACUCAUUUGGUAUGUAUUCAGAUACAUAGCUCUACCAGAACUUCUCCCUUCUUGGAAAUCACUCGCCGCAGCAUUUUGUUCCUAUCCGUUAUUAUUUCCAUAGAGUAUUGCAAGUUGGCAAUUUUGUAAUAUGGCAAGUUGCAAAUUGCUUUAUCUUGAUCGAAUUUAAAAUUAUUUUGACUUGUCGUAAGUAUUGAUAAGCACAUUUAGUGAAUGAAUUUAUGUAUUCCCAUUGAUUUGAUUUUUGGCUGUACUGUUUUCAGCUUUCGUCUAUUUAAUUGGCGUACAAAAUUUAAUCAAUGUAUGAAAAUUUGCAUGAGAAAAACUGAAAGAAAAGUUCAUAAUCUUUGACUUGAUAUAGAUAAUUUUCCUGAGAAGAUAUUUUAGGUUGGGAAAUGACAACAAGAAUAACAGUGUAUUGAUAAAAAUUAAGAAUGUUAUUUUGAUUAAGGUGAUGGGCUAUAGUGCUGUAAGUCACAAAGAUAAUGGGUUAGCAAGUCAUAAUUUUUUAUUUAUUACUGCCUUACAACUCAAGAUUGGCCUCACGGUCUCCAUGCUCUUACGAUCGCAAGAUGAGGCAUUUUCUACACCCCUGAAUAAUAUCAUACAAAAGAGGUCCAUCUGUGUUGAAAGAUAUGAGAUAUCUGCUGAAGGCUAAGCCCUGUAUUUGGAACACUCAGUUGUUACUCCGAGUAAUGCUUUAGUAAAGUGAAUUCAAUGAAAUCUGGCGCCUGUGAACUACGAACUUUAGAUAAAAUCCAGCACUAUCAUAGAUUCUUAGAUUCUUUUUCUGAACUCCUGUUGCAGGUAGACUUUAUUAUGAAAUAUAAAAUAUCAAUGUGAAAAGCAUAUUUACAUUACAAACCAUUAUUUUAAACAUUCUUCAAAAAUUCUUCUUGCAGCACAAAAAUUAUAUGACUUUGAGUAGUAAUUAGAACAUGUUACUAAAUGCAUACAUUAAAGUAGGUAUUAUUGUAAAUAAAUAUGAGAGCUGUUUUUUCUGUUACGGAGCUAUAUCUAAGGAUGGAAAUGAUGUGUACGUUAGAAUAACCGUUACUAUCCACUAAAUAUGCUGUUAUUCAGCUGUGCUAUUGAGUAAAUGAAGACUGCUCGUUGCAAGCACUGAUACUAAUAAUUUUAGAAGAGGCAUCUUUAGUUUAAAUUAGACCCAUUAAGCUAUUGCUAUAUGUAUAGCUAGUGCAAGCAAGUAAUAAUUUUUUUGUAUCAUUUCUAAUUCUUGAAAACAAGAGUUUUUAUCUUUUUCCUCCUCGGUACUUACUUACCAGCUAAUCUCAUAUUCUUUCAUUUGAUAAAAUAUCCGAACUAUGGUGCAGCAGAAUUCUACGCUUUGUGUGCUACAUCGUUCAAAAAUGUUUAUUUAACUUAUAGUUUACAUAGAUUCUCCUGAGAAAGUCGCUAAAUAAAGAGGAAUCAAUGUGUUAGAUGCUCCGUACGAUGAUGCAAUUUUAGUCUCCAAAAAGUCUCAAUUUUGCUGUUUUUUCACCAUGUCAGCAUUUUUAAGAACAUUUGAAUGUUGUCUUCAGCCUCACCACUUUUCAAGUACAAUUUCGAACUCAGAGCUAGCAAUGAAUUUUGUUUAUCAAAGCUUUGAUAUCCAUCAAAGUGUUUGCCCUAAUUUCCUUUUUUAUGCAUGUAGAUUUUGAUUGAUACUCUUUGGAGACCAACUUUUAACAUACGCAUGUCAUCUUUUUUUGUCUUUCAUCUAAAAAGUUCCAUGAGGCAUUUUUCUCUAUUGAAAGUUAAAAGCCAAAAGACGCUGAUUAGAUCGUGAAUUAAUUUUUAGUCGAUGUAAGUAAAUUGAGACAUGACCUAGCUUAUCUUUAAGUACCUUUUGUGCAUCACUUCAAAGGGCCUGAAUAUGUCAUUAAGAGUGAGGGUCUGAGUGAAGUCUAAUAGUGCUCCCUGUAUAAGAAUGACUGAAAAGAUGUGAAUUGAGCACUCUUUUUCAUUUGUGAUAUUGUCUCUGAUGUGCAAUAUCUGGCUCAUUGUUAGUUAAGGUUUUUUGGAUGAUACAUCGUAUUAAAAAUUCCAAUUCCAAACUAAAUUUUUGGGUGUCAAUAUGUCCAAGAAACAUGGAUUGUACCUAGCUGUUACAACUAUUGAAACAGUUAUCAGCAGCAAUCCUUACUUUGAUGUUCGUUUCAAAUAACUUUUUAAUGCGUUAAGAUUUUCAGGUUGUCUCCUUCAGGCAAAGCUUCCCUAAUGGACAGCUUGAAUUCAAGCGAUGUAGAUGAUCUGAGGGGCUUAGAGGACAAGGUGCACAAGUACAGUUUUUACUAUCAUAAGAAAUAUGUAAUUAAAGUUUCAAAAUUACCUGGAAGUUCUAACAAACUUUUUGAUGCUCACAAAUUGAAUUCUUCAUUGAAUAUAGUUCAACCUUAAUUUGUUUUAAAAUCAUCAGUAUCUCGAUUUUUUUGAGAAACUGCGCCUUGUUCCCCAAGCCCCUUGUUAGUGUUUUUUUUUUUUUUCAUGUCCUAUCAUCAGUUUUUUCCCUCUGAGAAAAUGUAUUAACCCUGAUGACUGUAAUUAUUUCAGUCUGAGAUAGCGUUUUUUAGCAAUUGUGCAUUAUAUUCAGUAUAAACCUGAUCCUCUCAUGAUAGAGGGGAAAAAGGUCUUUCAAGCACAGUAACAUCCUCCGUCUAAAUUACUCAUACAUUAAAAACUUCUGUUCUUGGUAGACUUUUUUUUUUAAAUGUUUAAUUAGCAAACAAAAUUUUUCUUUAAUUGUAUAUUUAAAUAUCCUAUCCGUUUUCCAUACAGUUUAUUUUGUCAAGGUAAUGAAGAAAGAGAUUCUAAAAUUUUUAUUUCUUACCCUAACUUAUUUGACCAUGGAAAAAAGGAAAAUCUAGGGCAUCAUUUGUACUGCCAAUCCAUACCGAGUUAGAUAUUUUAAAUUUCUUUUUAUUGUUUCUGUAUAAACUGUCUGAUCUACCCAAAUUAUUUUAAAGUUUUUACUGGCUCAAUCUUCUUUGAAUGAAUGAGUCUCAUAAGCUAUCACUGUUUUAUUUAAGACAGUACAACUGUUCAAUAAUUACCAACCAACUUUUUACGAAGUGUAGAAAUACAUUUUUCAAGCGUCUAAAUGGCACAGUAUUCUCCUGAUUGAUGAGAGAUAAAAACCUCUGUACUUAAAUAUUGUAGUUGAACGGCUUACAAAAAGACGUUUAAUCUUGUUUCCAUUCAAAAAUAAAUAAUUGCACUUACCCUCCUGAAGGAUCUACCUAUUAAUUUUUGAGAGAAUAUCCCUCUUUUUUCUGCCUACUUUGAUUCUUCUAGAAAACCAAGUUAGUUUUGUCAUGGUAGGUAGUUAUCUCAGAAAAACUUUAUUUUUCAUUUUGAACUGAACAAAAACUUAAUCAUAAUUUUGAUUUAUGAUCUAAUUGGAAUAGAAGGCUAUUGUUAUGAUUAUUUCGAUUCCUCCAACAAAAGAUAAAACUCCUUCGUAUAUCCUUUUUACGCACGCAAUCAAUUCAUGCUCUGUCUCUUGGGCAGCUCCUGUUUACUGCUCACUUACAAAUGUUUUGUCUUGUUGUCUUGUCAUCUGUUUGUUCCACGAAAGGUUUAUUUUGUUUUUGCGACUUUUAUUCAAAAUAAAUAUUCCAAGAAAGAGAAAA
Molecule: messenger RNA, 4727 nt
Organism: Bemisia tabaci
Lineage: Eukaryota; Metazoa; Arthropoda; Insecta; Hemiptera; Aleyrodidae
Gene: rdgBbeta
Product: cytoplasmic phosphatidylinositol transfer protein 1
Biological process (GO): phospholipid transport
Cellular component (GO): cytoplasm
Molecular function (GO): phosphatidylinositol binding; phosphatidylinositol transfer activity
Source: RefSeq, a predicted model, not a curated record